Chaetomium globosum CBS 148.51 is the source of this 2286-nucleotide messenger RNA. RefSeq lists its product as uncharacterized. The coding region runs from base 1 to 2286 and encodes 761 amino acids. The record is from RefSeq and is a predicted model, not a curated record. Gene Ontology annotation, biological process: DNA repair; telomere maintenance. Lineage: Eukaryota; Fungi; Ascomycota; Sordariomycetes; Sordariales; Chaetomiaceae. Gene Ontology annotation, molecular function: DNA helicase activity. The transcript is spliced from 5 exons.
AUGGAGAACACAUCCCACGUACUAUGCCAUCUGUCUCACUUUGUCCAGCCCGACUUGGAGGAUGAUGAAGGGCGGGCUGAGUUUGCCCGCUGCUGGGGUUUCUCUAUCACGGCGAUGAACCCCGAACCGAACAGGGUGAUGAUGCAAGGGGAGGCGAACGUAUUGAUCAUCGAGUUGUUUGAGCACGAACAGCCAACCUUUGAUACCCUGUCCAGGAUCGUCAACAGGGUCCAGCGGCACGCUUGCAGCGAGGCAUACUGUCUACGCCGAAAGAAGCUACCUGGUGGUGUUCUUUCUAUCGAACCGGCCUGUCGGUUCUACUUCCCUCGUAGGCACCACGAAGAGGCCUACGUCACCCGUGACAUGAACCCGGCCUACUGGAUGUUUGACGGCGCCCGGAACGAUUCGCGUCUUAACGGUUACAACCGUACUAUUACUCUUGGCUGGCUUGCCAACACCGACAUCAACCCCUGUACCAGCGUUGACGCAGUGCUCAACUACGUCGCUAAAUACUGCUCCAAGGCGGAGACCAAGAGCAAAUCAUACCAGGAGCUCGCUCGCGAGCUCCUGCCCCGGAUUUCGAACCGUAAUCCGCUAGUCACCAUGAUUCGACCAGAGAACCAGGCGGUUUCCGUACGGUCCCAGUACCAGAAGUAUCUCGAACGACUGGAGCUAUGGGACGACAUUACCUACUUUGACUUUCUGUCGAACAUCGACUGGUCCCGGGGCCCGCAGUCGUGGCGUCGGAUUCGACGUGCAAAGCCACGGGUGUUGAACUACUUUCCACGUUACAAGUCUGACCCAGGGGCGGCUGACAAUCAGUUCGAGGACUUUUGUCGGGUCAAGUUGAUGCUCAACCACGUCCAUCGUAACCCCGAGGAUUUGAAGACGGUCGAUGGCUCUGUCUUUGACACUUAUCGCCAGGCGUACGAGUACUGCCUCGAGAUCCACCGUCACCCGGACGACUAUUACGGCGAGGUGUUUGUACCGGAGGCGGAGGAUGUCUUCGAAGAUGCGCCUGACGAGGAGCUCCAACCUCGAGACUGGGAGGAACUGGCCGCCGAGCUGCCCAAUCGCCCGGUUGAGCAGGAGGAUAUCGACAUCCUCGGCAACCGUGACAUCGAUAUACUGCAUUUGUGGGAGCCUCACUCACACUACAAAGCCUACCUGGCCGGCGACAACCCGGAUCCUAUCCUUCUGCAGGUCGACGGUAGAGGUGGUACCGGCAAGUCGCAUGUUAUCCGCCCCCUCUCUGCCCGGCUCGACCAGCUUGCGCGGGCUCGUGGCUAUUCUUCGCCCGUUGUUCGGGCUGCUCCGACUGGCGUUGCCGCCAACAAUAUCGCUGGCAGUACUUUGCAUUCGCUGCUACGGUUACCGGUGAGCAAGAAGGGCGACAUCAACAACCUCAACGCCACUGAGCUUGGUAACUUGCAGGCCAAACUCAAGGACGUCCUCUACUUCAUCAUCGACGAGAAGUCCCUGAUUGGGCUCCGGCUUCUGGCAUCGAUCAGCUACAGGAUGGGCGAGAUCUGGCCCCGGUACCGUGAUCAGCCGUUUGGUGGCCGCAGCGUGCAAUGGAGACUGUUGUCGACCCGGGCGCAGGCGGCAUUGUCACUUGAGGAGGUCAGGUCGUUUGACGAUGCCCUUCGUAUCUAUCCGCGGAACAGCCAGGUCAACGACUAUAACCUUACCCACCUUGAGGGUCUGAACCUGCCUUGUUACCAAGCUGUCGCUGACAAUACUGGCCCAAAGGCUAGCGAAGUUGAGGCGGCGGACGCUGGCAAUCUCCACAAGAAGAUCCCCUUGGUGAUUGGUGCCCGGGUCAUGCUGACAGAGAACAUCUGUAUCGACAAGGGUCUCGUCAACGGGUGUAUUGGCACGAUCUACGACUUUGCGUGGCGGACUGGCGCCGAUAUCAGCACGCAGCCUCCUUUUGUUGUGCUAAUCAAGUUUGAUCAGUACGUUGGUCCUCCCUGUUUCGACGACCCCGAGCUCGCUGGCGUGGUCCCCAUCUUUCGCAGUAAGAGGGACUUCCUCAGGGGUAAUACCAACUGUACACGCACGCAGUUCCCUCUGACGAUCGCCUACGCCAUCACGGUACACAAGUCGCAGGGUGCAACGCUUGACAGGGCUGUACUGGAUAUCUCAGACAGGGAUUUCACGGCAGGACUUACGUACGUCGCCAUCAGCCGCGUCAAGACCCUCCAGGGCGUCAUGUUUGACAGCACAUUCGACUUGCAGGCUCUGCGCAUUCAAGCCAACGCCAACCACGCGACGCGCGCUUAG